Messenger RNA from Strongylus vulgaris, 348 nucleotides. NCBI's taxonomy places the organism in Eukaryota, Metazoa, Nematoda, Chromadorea, Rhabditida, Strongylidae. The record is from the annotation of a GenBank genome assembly.
AUGCUACACUCGCAACCUCUGCCAGCCCCUUCUGCUCCUCCACCACUAUUACUUCUGCUGGUACGCUGCCCCCGAAGCCAAGCAAGUGGGACUCGGUUUGGCGGUGGCAGCCAGGAGGGCAGUUCGUGUUUCUCGCUGGACCGCUAUUCCGGUGCACGCCGUCGAGCUGAGUUGUUACCGCGGGAGACACUCGGUCAUCAGAUUGGGCGGCGCGCUCUCAUUGCUAAAGAGAAUGAUGCUAGAGUUGCUAGCCAGGUCAAAGCUCUCCUUCAUUUCCUCCCACCCAUGCCCUCCGAAAAUCCGCCUCGUCGAGUUCAACCUCCACCGGUGCAGGCAAGGGCGCUGUGA